Molecule: messenger RNA, 1005 nt
Organism: Dichomitus squalens LYAD-421 SS1
Lineage: Eukaryota; Fungi; Basidiomycota; Agaricomycetes; Polyporales; Polyporaceae
Exons: 2
Coding region: 180-854 (224 amino acids)
Source: RefSeq, a predicted model, not a curated record
UCUUUCCGGUCUUGUCUUCAGAGCACGCAGGGACCACGCACCGGAAAUCUCCCUUGGCGCUUAUCCUGUCGCUUUGUCCGUCUCCAUGCUUGGGCGCAUCCCAUAAGAACUCGGUCUUCGUUGAACUGGAAUGACAAUACCUUUCUUGGCCAGACCAUCUUACCACCUAUCGGACCGCAAUGUCUGAAACGAAGCAGACCUGUACCUGCGGCCAAUGUUUCGAGGGCUGGUUGUCGCCUAGGAUGAAGGAGCUGUUGGACUACUCCACGGAGCUUAGAUAUGGGCUCGCGAAGUCUCUCCUCCACACUCAGGACGGUGUUGGAGAAGAUGUCACAAGCGUCCUCCCCAUCGAUUACACCCACAUAGACAACUCCGUCUACUAUCUGCCCCUUGAAGUGCGCCACAAGAUCGGGCCCUCCACACAGUCUGGAGAUGCUGUCUAUCGUGGAUAUAUUGCCGUUUUCGAAGCAAUCAAGGACCUGCUCAGCGAGGAGCGCAAAGAUUUCCCCACUGUGGCUACCGUCUCCGCCAAACUCGCUGAGUUGCGUGACUCGGAAGACGCGUCAUUGAAACCCAUUGCCGUCUUCCUCGAUAACGGAGGCAAGGCAGAAUACGCGCUUGAUUGCAUUGUCGAUCGCGCGCGAGAGGAACUCACCCCGCUCGGUCGUCUCUACGAUGCGGAGACGCAGUACAUCGACGCAGUCCUCGACGGCGAAGAGAACCACGAGAAGUGCGCAAAUGACCUCGACUUUGGGCUGGUGCGCGAGAAGCUAGGGCUCUCCGUGGAGAGUCUGGGAGCUCUCCCAGACGACGACGAGGACUCUCGCGAUCCAGUGUCAGACGACGAAGAGUAGUGGAGGCUUGAGAUUUCUGAGAGUUGUCAUGGCGGAAAGGUUCGGAUAUCUUUCGGGCAUAUUGGAUACUCGCAGCUAAGUAGUGCAAUCCUAUACUGUAAUUGAAUUGACGUCAAGCGAUGCGUGCUGUUGUACAUGAGAUGUCAAUGCG